This is a messenger RNA of Aspergillus novofumigatus IBT 16806, 1392 nucleotides long. RefSeq names its product cation efflux family protein family. Gene Ontology annotation, biological process: zinc ion transport; transmembrane transport; intracellular zinc ion homeostasis. The transcript is spliced from 2 exons. Gene Ontology annotation, molecular function: zinc ion transmembrane transporter activity. The coding region runs from base 1 to 1392 and encodes 463 amino acids. NCBI's taxonomy places the organism in Eukaryota, Fungi, Ascomycota, Eurotiomycetes, Eurotiales, Aspergillaceae. Gene Ontology annotation, cellular component: Golgi apparatus; membrane. The record is from RefSeq and is a predicted model, not a curated record.
AUGGCAUCGAACCUCCCCAUUCCUCGCCCGCCGCGCACGCCCACUCCACCGUCGGAUGAUCCCACAAGCGUGACUGACGGCCAGCCCCAAAGGGGGUUCGCUGCAACGUACGAUAAAGAUACGUUGUCGCCAAUGGUCGACCAUUUCUCUCAAAAUGGAUCGAACGUGGAAGACCAGGACCGUUUGAGUCCUACCAGGUCAUCCUUCAAACUAAGUCCAACAGAUGGCUCUGUACAGAGUGGUGCAAGCGACAAUGGCUCUGCUGGGCCAUUCAAUUUUCAGACUACAACUAUGGCGAAGGGCCCGGUAAUGAAAUCUAACAUUGGCCAGCGACGGGGACACAAGUAUAAACAUAGUAGUAUAUCGCAUCAAAUAUUCCUCGAACCUCCUCCCCGAGCUCCUUUAGCUCUUCCGAAUUCGCUACCUAUCCCCACGCUCAAAGAAUGCCGUUCUAGCAUGUCGAAGGACCAGAAGACGCGGUUCUGGUGGAGUGUCUGCCAUAUGUUCGUUGCCGCAUACACGCUCUGGAGCGCACAUGGAUCCUUGGCUAUGACAGCGCUGUCUCAUUUGAUUCUGUUCGACUCUCUUGGGGCGUUGCUCUGCGUAGCUGUGGAUGUAUUGAGCAACUUCGAGGUGUGGAAACGAUCCUCCAUUCGCCAUCCAUUCGGGCUGGAACGAGCAGAGGUACUUGCUGGGUUCGCAAUGUGCGUGCUGCUACUGUUCAUGGGCAUGGACCUCAUCUCCCACAACCUUCAGCACUUUCUUGAGUCGAGCAACAACCAUGAGCCUCACCAUACCCAUCCUCAUGAGCGCGUCUCUGUCGGCAGUGUAGACAUCACUGCUCUGCUUGCCAUCUCGUCCACUCUGGUAUCUGCAAUUGGCUUAAAGAACCAUGCACGGAUAGGCAAGGCCAUGCGCUUUGCAUACAUUGAGUCUCUGCCGUCGGUUCUUAGCAAUCCAUCUCAUUUCCUCACCCUUUCAUGCUCGACACUGCUAUUGCUUCUCCCUCUGGUGUCUAUCAGGCUUUACAAAUGGCUUGACGUUCUUCUGUCCGUCACUAUUUCUAUCUCCAUGUGUGUGCUCGGCGUUCGCCUUGUUAAAACCCUGGGAUCCAUGCUCCUCAUGUCCUAUUCGGGUCCGGGGGUCUCGGAUGUGAUAAAGGAUAUUGAAGCAGAUCCGUCUGUUUUCGGAAUUGAUGAUGCAAGGUUCUGGCAAGUGCACUAUGGUUUGUGUAUGGCAAAUCUAAAACUUCGGGUGUCUGGUUCCGAGGAGAACCUGGUACGACUACGUGAACGCAUCUCCAGCUUGAUCAAGAAUCGACUGGGUGGGGGAUAUGGCACCGGCGGUCAGAAAUGGGAGGUUUCACUGCAAUUUACUGUGGAUAACUCAUGA